This is a messenger RNA of Penicillium bovifimosum, 1008 nucleotides long. RefSeq lists its product as uncharacterized. Lineage: Eukaryota; Fungi; Ascomycota; Eurotiomycetes; Eurotiales; Aspergillaceae. Bases 1 to 1008 code for a protein of 335 amino acids. The transcript is spliced from 2 exons. The record is from RefSeq and is a predicted model, not a curated record.
AUGCAGGAUCUGUCCUUCAGCUAUGACCAGGAGACGGUCAACGGUGAAUCAAAAUGUGACGCAGGGCAUGCCCACCCAGUACGAGGCUUCCCUGGAGCAGGCACUCUUCGCCUCCGCAGCCCGGAACUCACGUCCGAUCAGCUGGCACCCUUCAUCGGCAAGAGCUCGGGGGUCUCCAACCCGUACGCACCGAACUUCUCUCCGGAUAGCUAUGCCGGUAUGCCAGACAUGGCAGAUCAAUACCUCAGCCCCUCUGUCUAUGGCAGCGAAAACAUCAUGUCAUAUCCCGUGACCGCGGACCCUUCAUUCUCCGCCACCGACUACUUCCCGGCCUACACAGCCAUGCAAGAGGACUUGCCACUUCCGCAACAACCCUCGGCCUACAUGACCGGCGCGCAGGCUGAUCCCAUGGCAUGGGAUGUUCCCAUGCCCUCUGACUUAUCGACAAUCUCACAUCCAGCCUCCGACAACUGGUCCCUGGACAUGUUAUCGAUGGGCACCAACAUCCCGCCUCCCGGGACCACCUGUCCAAGCUACGUCAGCGUUCCUUCUCCGUGUGAACUGAGUUGCCCAUCCACUCCGGACUUCCUUCCUAUUCAACAAUUCGAGGACCCCUUCCAGCCUACGGAAUCGAAGAAGACCAAGGGUGAAGAGGAACUUGUUGGCAUGGGGCUGUACAGCCAGCCAAACGGCACACUGGCACGAGCCCCGCAAAGCAAAUCAGGCAAGGGUUUGAAGCUCGAGGAAACAUUUACCCCGUCCGAGGAAGACAAGGACGAGGCGGAUGCAGAGGCGGAGGAGGUUCAGCAAUUCCAACCACCACCACCAAGCUAUGCUGAGAACGCUCCUACCAUUCGCCCAUCAAAGCAGCAGCCCAGACAACCCUUGAACCUGCUCCAGCGGUCAUUCUUCUUCGACCACGAUGAGGCGGAUCAGCAGCCGAUGGCCGCACAGCCUUUCACUACCUUCAACCAGCCUUGCAUGAACUAUGGAUAUGGGUGGUUUUGA